This is a messenger RNA of Ruditapes philippinarum (Manila clam), 1729 nucleotides long. RefSeq names its product solute carrier family 35 member F6-like. The transcript is spliced from 14 exons. Gene Ontology annotation, biological process: pyrimidine nucleotide-sugar transmembrane transport. The coding region runs from base 320 to 1555 and encodes 411 amino acids. Gene Ontology annotation, cellular component: Golgi membrane; intracellular membrane-bounded organelle. The record is from RefSeq and is a predicted model, not a curated record. Gene Ontology annotation, molecular function: pyrimidine nucleotide-sugar transmembrane transporter activity. Lineage: Eukaryota; Metazoa; Mollusca; Bivalvia; Venerida; Veneridae.
GUACGCCAUUGUAAACAAUAUUGUUUAAGUGUUUGAUAUAUAACGCGUAUAAUGUGAAGGGAAUAAUUUAAACCUUACAUAGUUAUACAUAUAAUUAUUUUGAAUUAUCAAUGUAUGAAUUGUAAGUAAUCAAUUAUAGCUGAUUAAUUCAAAGAUAAGGUGUAAAUAGGAAACAUGAAGUUUGACACAGAUUAGUCGACACGUUCACGUAGUCAACUGGUAAAUGCUGUAGUUAUAUUAUGUAACACUGGUAAAUGAUACACUGAUUUCGUUUCUACGCUGUGACGUUAUGUACUAGAAUGAUUGGAUGUGAGCCAACAUGGAAACGUUUACAUGGAAACAGAUUAUUUUAAUGGUAUGCAUGCUGAUAACAGGUGCUAUCACUACAUUAAGCAAAAAAGCGCAAUUUGAUACCAUUGCAAAAGGUUGGAACAGCCUGGAACACAGUUUUAAUCACCCUUGGUUUCAAACGUGGAUGCUAUGUGCAGCACAAAGUUUUUGUCUGAUUGGAAUACCAAUUUUGAGAAGAAGGGAAGCAAAACAUCAGAAAAGACAGGUAGCGCAUAAAGAGCAGAACGACACGCUUCUUAACAUACAAGAAGGGCCAUCAAGUCAUGCAAGGAUAUGUCAAUGGAUAAUAAUCAUACCGGCUUGCACGUCUGUUAUUGCUACGUCGUUAGUUGGUAUUGGGUUGCUCUAUGUUGAUGCCUCCAUCAUGCUAAUGCUAAAAGGCUCCGUCAUUAUAUCUACCGGGCUAUUUUCGCAUGUGUUUCUGAAUCGAAAACUGAAAGUAGCUAAUUGGAUUGGUAUAGCUGUUGUCAUUGUCGGUCUUGUGUUAGCUGGUUGCUCAAGUGUGUUCAAAAAUCAAGACCACAAAACAAACGGCGGUAAAGCAACAACAGGUGUCAUACUUGUCGUUAGCGCUCAAAUAUUGUCAGGUGGUCAGUUCACACUAGAGGAAGCUUUGUUAAAAUCGAGGAAUAUACACCCUUUACAUUACGUUGGAUUGAAAGGCAUAUAUGGAUUGGUUGUUAUGACAUUUAUAAUAUUACCUGCUAUGUACUUCAUACCAGGGGGUAAUGCAGAUGGUAGUUUUGAGAACAGUAUUGAUGCCUUGUAUCAAAUCACAAACAGUACUAAGCUUUUGUCGUUUUGUCUUCUGUAUCUUAUAGCUGUGGCUAUUUAUAACAUCACUUCUAUAGCUGUGAUGAGGUCACUUUCUGCUGUUCACAGCACGUUGAUAGAUGCUUGCAGGACAAUAAUGGUAUGGGCAGUGGGUAUGACCAUUUACUAUGGUUUUGAUAAGAAUUUUGGGGAACCUUUUGAUAAAUACUAUGGAAUACUUCAAAUCGAUGGCUUCCUCUUUCUAGUCAUCGGAACAUUGAUAUACAAGAAUGUUUUAGAAUUAAGAAACUUUGUUCCUUGCUGGAAAAUAUCAAGUGAGACGAAUUCGCAAACUAUUAAAAGUGAAAAUGGGUGUAAAGACAAUACAUUGGAUUCUGAAAAUAACUAUUGUCAUGAAAACAGUCCACUCCUGACAGAAAACAAGGCUUAAAACAAAACACAAUAGAGCGCAGUAUUAUUGUGACUCUAAAAUGUUAGAUACAAAAAGAAAAAGGGGUAGAUGUACAAGUGCUACUUGCUGAAUGUGAUAGUAAUGUAUAUGUCAAUAUCAUAUUUGCAUUAUAAUAGUAGUGUAUAGAUAAUAAAAACUGUGAUAAUUGUUUUA